Messenger RNA from Eublepharis macularius, 425 nucleotides. RefSeq names its product oligosaccharyltransferase complex subunit 4, non-catalytic (gene OST4). NCBI's taxonomy places the organism in Eukaryota, Metazoa, Chordata, Lepidosauria, Squamata, Eublepharidae. Bases 110 to 223 code for a protein of 37 amino acids. The transcript is spliced from 3 exons. The record is from RefSeq and is a predicted model, not a curated record. Gene Ontology annotation, cellular component: oligosaccharyltransferase complex.
UGAAGCCGGAAGAACAGGCGAAAGGGCGAGAGCGCCUCCCUUCGAGCUCCUCCUACGGCGGAAGCUGGACGCGGCUGGGCGCAGGGCAGCGUCAUCCCGAACCGCUAGUAUGGUGACCGACGUGCAGCUGGCCAUUUUCGCCAACAUGCUGGGCGUGUCGCUUUUCCUGCUCGUCGUCCUCUAUCACUACGUGGCCGUCAACAACCCCAAGAGGCAGGAGUGACAAUUCCAACUUCCUCCGCUCCAAAGCAGAGCAGAGACGGCCAGCGUCAUGCCACGGCACCCGACAGCCUCUUCCUUCCCGCUCCGCAGGACAAGAACAAACGGCCUGAUGGGACAAAAGGAAGGCGUGGCACAGCAGGGCAGGAGGAUCCCCCUUUUUUUGUCAAACAAAAUUUAUUAAUAAGAAACAUGUUACAAGACAA